Molecule: messenger RNA, 228 nt
Organism: Entrophospora sp. SA101
Lineage: Eukaryota; Fungi; Glomeromycota; Glomeromycetes; Entrophosporales; Entrophosporaceae
Source: the annotation of a GenBank genome assembly
AUGACAUCUGCUGAUCCUUUUUUAAAUUCUGAAGGUGCAGCAGGUGGUGAAAGAUUGAAAAGCAUCUUUGGCUAUGAUCAAUUAAUUUCCAAAAUGAAUACAAAUACUCAAACUAUUGGAUAUGUGUUACUUGAAGACAUUGAUGGAAAAUACAAAAUUAAAAUAAAUUGGAAGCAAAAAGAACUUAGAGAUAACUUGGCCUUUUUUUAUCUGGUUCUUUUUCAAUAA